Molecule: messenger RNA, 1245 nt
Organism: Dreissena polymorpha
Lineage: Eukaryota; Metazoa; Mollusca; Bivalvia; Myida; Dreissenidae
Product: histidine-rich protein PFHRP-II-like
Exons: 1
Coding region: 1-1245 (414 amino acids)
Source: RefSeq, a predicted model, not a curated record
AUGCACACCAUACACGGCACAACAGAGAGACGAUGCACACCAUACACAGCACAACAAAGAGACGAUGCACACCAUACACAGCACAACAGAGAGACAAUGCACACCAUACACAGCACAACAGAGAGACGAUGCACACCAUACACAGCACAACAGAGAGACAAUGCACACCAUACACAGCACAACAGAGAGACAAUGCACACCAUACACAGCACAACAGAGAGACGAUGCACACCAUACACAGCACAACAGAGAGACGAUGCACACCAUACACGGCACAACAGAGAGACGAUGCACACCAUACACGGCACAACAGAGAGACAAUGCACACCAUACACGGCACAACAGAGAGACGAUGCACACCAUACACGGCACAACAGAGAGACAAUGCACACCAUACACGGCACAACAGAGAGACGAUGCACACCAUACACGGCACAACAGAGAGACAAUGCACACCAUACACAGCACAACAGAGAGACAAUGCACACCAUACACGGCACAACAGAGAGACGAUGCACACCAUACACGGCACAACAGAGAGACGAUGCACACCAUACACAGCACAACAGAGAGAUGAUGCACACCAUACACAGCACAACAGAGAGACGAUGUACACCAUACAUGGCACAACAGAGAGACAAUGCACACCAUACACGGCACAACAGAGAGAUGAUGCACUACAUACACGGCACAACAGAGAGACGAUGCACACCAUACACAGCACAAAAGAGAGACAAUGCACACCAUACAUGGCACAACAGAGAGACGAUGCACACCAUACAUGGCACAACAGAGAGACGAUGCACACCAUACACAGCACAACAGAGAGAUGAUGCACACCAUACACUGCACAACAGAGAGACGAUGCACACCAUACACGGCACAACAGAGAGACGAUGCACACCAUACACUGCACAACAGAGAGACGAUGCACACCAUACACUGCACAACAGAGAGACGAUGCAUACCAUACACUGCACAACAGAGAGACGAUGCACACCAUACACGGCACAACAGAGAAACGAUGCACACCAUACACGGCACAACAGAGAGAUGAUGCACACCAUACACUGCACAACAGAGAGACGAUGCACACCAUACACGGCACAACAGAUGAUGCACACCAUACACGGCACAACAGAGAGACGAUGCACACCAUACAUGGCACAACAGAGAGAUGAUGCACACCAUACAUGGCACAACAGAGAGAUGAUGCACACCAUACACAGCACAACAGAAAGAUGA